This is a messenger RNA of Sus scrofa (pig), 1257 nucleotides long. RefSeq names its product nurim (gene NRM). Gene Ontology annotation, cellular component: nuclear membrane. The record is from RefSeq and is a predicted model, not a curated record. Lineage: Eukaryota; Metazoa; Chordata; Mammalia; Artiodactyla; Suidae.
GUUUCUCGCCAUGGCCCCUGCACUGCUCCUCGUCCCUGCUGCCCUCGCAUCUUUCAUCCUGGCCUUUGGCACCGGAGUGGAGUUCGUGCGCUUUACCUCCCUUCGGCCACUUCUUGGAGGGAUCCCGGAGUCUGGUGGUCCGGAUGCUCGCCAGGGCUGGCUGGCUGCCCUGCAGGACCAAAGCAUCUUGGUCCCUCUGGCUUGGGAUCUGGGGCUCCUGCUACUAUUUGUGGGGCAGCACAGCCUCAUGGCAACUGAGACAGUGAAAGCAUGGAUGUCCCGGUACUUUGGGGUCCUUCAGAGGUCACUGUACGUGGCAUGCACUGCCCUGGCCUUGCAGGUGUACUACCACGUGCUGGGGCUGGGUGAGCCCCUGGCCCUGAAGUCUCCCCGAGCUCUGAGACUCUUCUCUCACCUGCGCCACCCCGUGUGCGUGGAGCUGCUGACAGUGCUCUGGGUGGUGCCCACUCUGGGCACUGACCGCCUCCUUCUUGCUCUCCUCCUUACCCUCUACCUGGGCCUGGCUCACGGACUUGACCAGCAAGACCUCCGCUACCUCCGGGCCCAGCUGCAAAGAAAACUCCACCUGCUCUCCCGGCCCCAGGAUGGGGAGGCUGAGUGAGAAGCUAACCCUGGUUCCAAGCCCUACACUUCCUCUCCCUCCAAUUCCAAACCCCUUCUCAUCCAGGACCUGUCUGCUUCAGACCAGAGACCCAAAUCCAAGGACUGAAGGACCUGUCCCUUCCCCUGCUUAAGCCUCUCCUUCUUGGGUCCAGCUCUAGACCCUAAAUUGAGUUUCAGCUACUGGACGCCAAGGUCCACUUCUCACCAGCCAGGAAGAGGGAGUGGGAAACUUUAUCUUUCUCCUCAUAGUUUAGGGCUUGACCCUCCGUUUACAACCUCCUUACAAGGAGAAGGGCCUGGCCUGACCAAUCCCCUGGCCCUGUUACUCGCCUCUGCGCCUCAGGGAUUCUCUUCCCACAUCUUGCUCCACCUCCUAGAAGCUGGACCAAGGUCUGCAAGUUUGACAAUAGAGGCUGCCCCCCACCCCCCCACCCCAGGCUCCAGGCCUUGCAGCUGCAGGCCAGCCCCACCGCCUGGCCUCUCCAGCUCCAUAGGCCCUUGCCCUUGGGCUCUAUCCUCGAACUUAGUUGGGCAGAUUCUCCCGCUCUUAAUUCAGGUGACUAAGUGCUCCCUGCUCUCCCGAGGAACUCGCGCUACAAGAAAAUAAAAUCCAGCCUGGUUUUUCUACAUGUA